Messenger RNA from Fraxinus pennsylvanica, 336 nucleotides. Lineage: Eukaryota; Viridiplantae; Streptophyta; Magnoliopsida; Lamiales; Oleaceae. The record is from the annotation of a GenBank genome assembly.
AUGCUUCCCCAAACCAAAUUUCUCACUUCUCAUCUCCCCACUUCAAUUUUCCCAACCCAUUUUCCCAGGCCUUCAUUUCCACCCUUUAAACCAAUCACCUUGCAAUCCUUAAAUCCAUUAAGAACAAACCCAUGUCACAGCUUUUCAAUCCAGCGUUUGAAAUGCUCAGUUUCUGUAGUUUCUGAGCCAAUGAACUUGGAAUUCACCAGCAAGCCCAAGCAUUUUCCUUCUGAGGUUUUGAGGACAAUUAUGGAUUUGUCUUCUGUGGGUACUUUUUCUUCUUUGAGUCAAGAGGUUGGCCUUUGGGAUUUGGCGUUCGCUUUGCAGUUGACCUAA